UACAAUUAUCCUUCUAACCUUUUUUCAAGGACAUUGUCAUUAUUGCAUGGCACGUCCCGUUACCAAGUAACCAAAUACACAGUUUUGUCAAUUUCCCCGUGGGAGUGUGUCGUCGAAUUUUGGAUAGAGUUUAUUUUUGAAAUUAUUUAGUUCUUCAUUUGUAACAAUGGGUGAAGCGCAGUUUGGGGUGCGCCACGUAAUCGGGGCUCCCGUAGCCAUCACCAGGCUGUCGGAGCAGGCUAUAGUAUGCAUGCCGCCCAGAACAGCCAAGUUCACUCUCGCCGAAUGGAAGUUAAGCAACGACCAACGAUGCAGGAACACAGAAGAUCAACAGCAGCUUGCAGACAGAGUCCUCGGCGAGUCUGGCCGAGUGCGAGACGAGACAGCAGAACGCGCAGAAAUUAUGAAAGCCACCACCGACAGGCGUAUUGAGGAACGCAUUGGAGACAUCGAGUUCAACAAAAAUGAGCUGCAAAUACAACGUAAGGAAAUAUGCUUGGAAUUAGAAGCUCUGUCCAUGUAUAAAACUCGUCUCCUAGAUUGCCUUGCAUCCUUACAAGCAAACGCUUUAACCAUAUGCCGCAAAUGUCUUAUGCUUAGAGACGGGCGUAUUGGCAUCGAUUUGGUUGUCGAUGAAGUGGAAUCUGCCCUACAGCAAGAGAUCACAACCAUACUUGGCGGACAGAGCCUUUUAAGGCGAGUGUUGGAGCAAUUGAACGAGCAAAUGCGUCGCCUACGUUCUACUCGAUACCUUCUCGAUCGCGACUUGCAAUACAAACAAGCAGCUAUUGACUUGGACAAAACCAAUCUAUCCCUCAAACCUACUGAUUUAUGUCUCUCCGUCUAUGAAGGUUAUGCUAACCUCGAUCCUGCCAACAUAUCUGCCGACGAGUAUAACGCUUAUUCGGCUAAAAAUAUACAAAUGGCAGCAAGAGAGGUGACAAGCGCUCGUCCUAUCAGAAUGUUCGUGGACACAAUUCUCAAACAAGUUAUUGACGACUUGUGGAACGCUUACAAGAAAUGCAACCAUGCAUUCCACGAGCGAAUUGAAGACACUAAGCGAGCGAAAGCGAAGCUUGAAGACAUGCAUAGAGAGACGACUCAGAAGAUUAGCGAUAUGCAGAAUAAUAUCUUGCAGCUACAAAAAGCUUUAGCUGAUAAAGAAGGUCAUACUGCAUUAGCGCAUACGAGGCUUGGUAAGCGAGCUCAAAGAGUGGGUGCUGAACUGGUUAGGGACCCUCCGGGGCAGGCUUUGUACUACGAAUGUGAGAUGUUACGUCACAGCACGGAACAGCUACAACAGAUGCUGCAUGAGGCAACCUCAUCCUUGCGAUACUUGCUGCAGACGCAAAUCCAGUUGGAAGAGGAUAUUAACGUAAAGAUGAACACUCUGAAGAUUGAUGAGGUGGACUGCAUGACCCUGCGAGAGACUAUGGACUAUCACUCGUACUAGAACUUCAUGGAAUAGUGCAGCUGCGAAUAUGAUAACUUGAUUCUAUCAUGAUCAUCUAUAAUGACAUAAUAAUCCAGAAGUGUUCACGUAGUUUAAUAUUGAUCAAAUAAUUUCUUCCGUAUCAUUAAAUGUUGUGUUAGGGUCGUGAAAGAGCUUCCGUUUAUAGAUUAAUGUUUUACUUUAAAUAAAUUGUAUUGUAGGUUUGUAGUGAGCGCUUGUGUGAGUGUAUCACCCCACGCAUUUGUGUUAGGGUGAAACUUUUUAAUUAACAUGUUUAGUUAUUUUCACUUCAUAAUGUUCAUGUUUGGAAUUUCAUUUUGCUAGUUUUAUGAUUGUAGUUCUGUAGUGUAGAUGCUAUUUCUGUAUUGUUUUGAAUAAAUUGAUAGUGCU
Helicoverpa armigera (cotton bollworm) is the source of this 1843-nucleotide messenger RNA. RefSeq names its product tektin-1. Gene Ontology annotation, biological process: cilium movement involved in cell motility; cilium assembly. The record is from RefSeq and is a predicted model, not a curated record. The transcript has a single exon. Gene Ontology annotation, cellular component: nucleus; microtubule cytoskeleton. Lineage: Eukaryota; Metazoa; Arthropoda; Insecta; Lepidoptera; Noctuidae. Bases 167 to 1453 code for a protein of 428 amino acids.